UAUAUUUAAAGAAAAUUUGAAUAUAAUUAUAAUGGAAAUUGCUACUGUAAAAAUAUUACAAAAUGAUGGCUUGCCGUUUAAUAUAUGCUUAAAAUGUAUUGUACAAGUUAAUUCGGCUUAUUCAUUCAAACGUCUAUGUGAAAAAUCUGAAAACCAUUUUCGAGAGUUACAGGCUGUUAAAAAACAGUCAAAUUUAAGUAAUGACAACGAAAGAGACAUUUCUGAUUAUUUGGAUAAUUACAUACCAGCGCCAGAAGAUUUAAAUAAAAAAGAUAACGAAUUUAUACUCGAUGUUGGAAACGAAAAAAGUGAUAUUAAAGAAAGUGUGACUGAACAUGAGGUUAAAAUUAAUAAACGAAUGUAUGCCUGUAAUGAAUGUCCAAAAAAAUUUAAUAGAAUAUUAGGUUUAAAAAUACAUUCAGCAAAACACAAGCAAAUACGAAAAUGUGCAAUCUGUAAAAAAGAUUUUAAAAAUAUCAAAAUACUACGGGAACAUAUGAAAAAUAUUCAUCCUGACUAUAGACCACAUGUGUGUAAAAUUUGUAAAAAACAAUUUAGUCUAUCGCCGAGUUUAGUGAAACAUAUGCGAACGCAUGGUGGUGAACGAAAACAUGUGUGUACAAAGUGCGGUAAAAGUUUUUUCGAACCAUGUCAUUUAACUAUACACAUGAGAACACACACCGGUGAAAAACCAAUUGUUUGUUCAGUUUGUGGCAAACGAUUUGCUGAUUCACAUGGCUUAGUUGCUCAUAUGAAAACACAUACAUGUGAGAAAAAUUAUAAAUGUAAAAUAUGCAACAAAGGAUUUGGUCAUUCGUUUGUAUUGCGUGCUCAUUUACGGACACAUACUGGUGAAAGGCCAUAUAUAUGUUCAAUUUGUGGAGCUGCUUUUACAACGUCAUCGUACUUAACAAUUCAUAUGAGAUCACAUACGAAAGAAAAGCCUUACAAGUGUUCAGCAUGCCCAAAAGCUUUCACAAGCAAAAGUGCCUUAACUGCACAUAUUAUGACACACACUGGCGAAAAAAAAUUUCAAUGUAAUAUAUGUGGUAAACGUACAGCACGUGCUGCGGAUCUAAACACUCAUAUGCGUUCACAUACUGGAGAAAAGCCAUAUGCAUGCAAUCAAUGUUCAAAACGCUACCAUACAUCAAGUAAUUUAGCCGCGCAUAAAAGAAGUCAUUCGGGUAUUCGAGACCAUAUUUGUAAUGAUUGCGGCAAAGCGUUUAAAGAUCCUAGAACACUUCAAAGUCAUGUUAGAAUUCAUACAGGCGAAAGACCUUUUGAAUGUCAAGUAUGUGGAAAUCGUUAUAUCCAGUCUAGUCAAUUAACAACACAUAAAAAAACACAUAUUGUUUCAAAUUCAGCUAUUUUAUUAAAAUUGGAUUUGAAAAUGAAUAUUUUUGAUAACGUAACUAGUCGUAGUGGAGUAUGCCGAACAUGCUCAACAGAAAAAGAAACAAGUGAAUUAAAAUCUAUUUUUGCAAAUGAUACGAAUUCUAUUAUAAUGGCAAUAGCUUCUGUAAAAAUUCUUAAAAAUGAUGGCCUUCCAAAUAAUAUAUGUAACGAAUGUUUGAUCCAAGCCGAUUUAGCUUACAAGUUUAAGCAACUUUGCGAAAGCAGUGAACUUGAAUUACGAAAGUCAUAUAAAUUGGUCAAUGAUAAUCUAGCAUUAGAUUCAAACAUUCAAGAAUAUAAAAAUAGUCAACAACAAAAUUUCGAAUUGAAUUCUAAUCGAAAAUUAAAGACAGCUAGUGUUAAAAUAGAAGACGAAAUUAAAUAUGACAAUGAGAAUUAUACUGAUUUUACAACAAUUAAAACAGAUUCUGUUGUAACUUGUGAAUUAUCAACUAAUACAAAAGGAAAAACAAACGAUACCUCUGAAAAUUUAAAAUGCAGUAGUACGUCGAUUGAAAGUUCUAAACAAACAGAAGCAAAAGCCACGAAAAGAAAUUUAUUAUUUGCCUGCGAGAAAUGUCCCAAAAAGUUUAAUCGUAUCUUAAGUUUAAAUAUUCAUUUAUCAAAGCAUAAAAGUAAUCAUAAAUGUAACGUUUGUAAUAAAGAUUUUAAAAAUUUGAAAUUACUAAAUCAACAUAUACGAUCGAUUCACCCGGAACACAAGCCAUAUUGUUGUACAAUAUGUAAAAAAGAAUUUUCAUUAUCUACGAGCUUAACAAAUCAUAUUCGAAUUCAUGUUGGUGACCGUAAACAUGUAUGUACAACAUGUGGUAAAGGAUUCUUUGGACGGCAUCCAUUAAAAGUACAUAUCCGUACGCAUACUGGUGAAAAACCGUUAUGCUGCAAAUUAUGUGAUAAACGAUUUGCUGAUCCACACAGUCUUGUAGCUCACAAUAAAACACAUACAUGUGAAAAGAAUUAUGAAUGUAAUGUGUGCAACAAGCGAUUUGCACAUUCAUUUGUAUUGCGUGCUCAUUUACGGAUACAUACUGGCGAACGUCCGUAUAUAUGUUCAACAUGUGGUGGAACAUUUACAACAUCUUCAAAUUUAACAAUACAUAUGCGUUCACACACAAAAGAAAAACCAUACAAAUGUUUAACAUGCUCCAAAUCAUUUUCGAAUAAAAGUCAUUUGAAUACACACACUAUGACACAUACUGGUGAAAAGAAAUUUCAAUGUAAUGUUUGUGGUAAACGAACUGCACGUCCUGCUGAUCUUACAACACACAUGCGUUCACAUACUGGUGAAAAACCAUAUGCAUGUAAUUUGUGUGAUAAGAGUUAUCGGUCAUCCAGCAAUCUAGCUGCACAUAAACGAACUCAUUCUGGUAUUCGAAAUCAUGUGUGUAAUGAUUGUGGUAAAGCGUUUAAAGAUUCUGGAACACUUCAAAGUCAUAUUCGUAUUCAUACAGGUGAAAGGCCUUAUGUUUGUCAAAUAUGUGGUAAUCGUUAUAUUCAAUCAGGUCAAUUAGCUACGCAUAGGAAAACUCAUAUGGUUUCUACAAAUAAUGAAUUAUCCAAAUUAAAUACUAAAUAA
Molecule: messenger RNA, 2995 nt
Organism: Chrysoperla carnea
Lineage: Eukaryota; Metazoa; Arthropoda; Insecta; Neuroptera; Chrysopidae
Product: zinc finger protein 91-like
Exons: 13
Coding region: 32-2995 (987 amino acids)
Biological process (GO): regulation of immune system process; regulation of cytokine production; negative regulation of transcription by RNA polymerase II
Cellular component (GO): nucleus
Molecular function (GO): zinc ion binding
Source: RefSeq, a predicted model, not a curated record